AUGCCGCCCAGGCACGACGUCACUCGCGAGCCCUGCCCCGGGCGCAUCUUGGAGGAUCUCGGCGGCGCGUUCGGGAUGGGCGCGCUUGGUGGGUUCCUCUGGCAUUUUGCGAAGGGAUGGCGCAACUCGCCCAAGUACGAGAAGUUCGCGGGGGGGAUGCUCUCCGGCUCGAUGAAGUCGCCCCUCGUCGGCUCGUCCUUCGCCGUGUGGGGCGGCCUCUACGCGACAUUUGACUGCUCGCUCAUCUACCUCCGCGGCGGAAAAGAAGACAGCUGGAAUCCCGUCCUUAGCGGCGCGCUCACUGGUGGCGCACUGAGCAUGCGAAGCGGAUGGCGCAGCUGCAUGAAAAACGCGGCGAUCGGCGGCGUUCUCCUCGGCAUCAUUGAAGUCGUACAACUGGCCUUUCAGCGUUCCACGGGCGAAGGCCCGACGCCCCGUCAGCAGUAUCGCCAGUACUUGGAGAUGGAGCAGGCGGAGCGACGCGCAGCGGAGGCGGGCUCGAGGUCGCCGUCUUUCUUUGGCGGACUCUUCUCUCCUUCCUCGUCUUCGUCCUCAUCGUCGUCUUCAUCCUCUUCUUCAUCGUCAUCCUCUUCUUCGGCCGCUGCUUCAUCGUCGUCUCCCGCGUCAGGUGGCAGCUUGCGGUCCUCGGAGUUCCUCACGGAGCGCACGGGCGUCUCCUCCGCGUAG
Besnoitia besnoiti is the source of this 687-nucleotide messenger RNA. Its product is annotated as putative TIM17 protein. The coding region runs from base 1 to 687 and encodes 228 amino acids. The transcript is spliced from 2 exons. Gene Ontology annotation, molecular function: transmembrane protein transporter activity. Gene Ontology annotation, cellular component: TIM23 mitochondrial import inner membrane translocase complex; mitochondrial inner membrane. Lineage: Eukaryota; Apicomplexa; Conoidasida; Eucoccidiorida; Sarcocystidae. The record is from RefSeq and is a predicted model, not a curated record. Gene Ontology annotation, biological process: protein import into mitochondrial matrix.